AUGUGGUACGUCGCAAUCCAGCUCAUCAGCUUUGCUGCAAGAGCUCUUGCUUCAUCGAGUCAAGAUGUUGACCUUCGCGACCGCGUUUGUUUGCCCACAGGAGACAACACUCCUGGGCUCGGUGCUAAGAUAUACUCCUACACGUACGGGGAUCUUGAUUCUGCCUACAGUUUAGACUAUUUGGAAUCUGGGUACAAGACACAAUCAACAUUGAUCAACCAAAUAUUCGGGAUAACCGACAUUUCUUUUCGAAAAGUUCAUGCAGAAGACGGUGAAGCCGUUGGGACUCUUUACGAUGAAGAUAUUUCAAUCACCAACUUUGCUCUAGAGCUGGCGGGAUACUUCUACCCGUCUCAGAGUGGAACUUACACCAUAACGACCAACGAGAUCGAUGAUGGCUUUGCGCUGAUGAUGGGAGAAAGCGCCUUUGAAUGCUGCGUGAGUAACCCCAUUUCAAACGGUGGCGACUCCGAAAGUGUCGAAGAAUUGUCAAAGCGUGAUAGUGGCGAUUCUACAGCCAUGUUAAGUGCGUUCUAUAACAAAGGUCCGGCUAGCGUUCAGGUAAAGGUUAACCAAGGCAUGUACUACCCUAUUCGGAUGGUGUACGCAAAUGCCGAGAAAAGCGCAAUUAUGGACAUUUCUCUCACCUUACCAGAUGGAACGGUCAAAACAACAUUUGACGAAAUGGUGUCCUUUCCAUUUGAUGACGGCACAGAUGGACAGUGUGAUGCGGUAGUAGCUACUGAGACUUAUACUGGCAAUGUCUCAUCGACAUCUACGGCAGAUGAUGCUAAGACUAUAUAUGUACUGACUCCAACUGCCGUGGUAACGACUACCCUGCACACUCCAUGGAGUGGUUCCGAGACCUCUACCUGGUCCACGGGUAUGACCACUUUCACCGGUACCGACGGUAUUUCAACGACGGAGACUAUUUAUUACGUGGAAACUCCUACUGUCGGAAUUCAAUCUACUUCUACCACUGGCUGGAGUGGAUCUGUCACCUUGACCUACUCGACUGAUGUGACCACAUUCACCGGCUCUGAUGGUGUUCCAACCACUGAGACGAUCUACUAUGUGGAGACGCCAUUUGUUGGAAUAAGUUCAACUACCAUCACUGGAUGGAGUGGAUCUAUCACCUCUACCUACUCCACCGCACUCACCACCUUCACUGGAUCUGAUGGUAUUGCAACAACCGAGACCAUCUACUAUGUCGAGACUCCCGUUGUUGGAAUCGAGUCCACCACCACUACCGGGUGGACUGGAUCUGUUACAUCGACUUACUCAACCGACGUGACCACCUUCACUGGCUCAGACGGUAUCCCUACUACCGAGACCAUUUACUAUGUCGAGACCCCAGUGGUCGGUAUCGAAUCCACCACCACUACCGGCUGGACUGGAUCUGUUACAUCGACUUACUCCACCGAAUUGACCACCUUCACCGGCUCAGACGGUAUCCCAACUACCGAGACCAUCUACUACGUAGAGACUCCAGUUGUUGAAAUCGAGUCCACCACGACUCUCGGUUGGACUGGGACUGUCACUUCGACCUAUACUACUGAACUAACCACCUUCACUGGAUCUGACGGAAUUGCAACGACUGAGACCAUCUACUAUGUCGAGACCCCAGAUGUAGACGUGAAUCCACCACCACUACCGGCUGGACUGGAUCUGUCACUUCGACAUACUCCACCGAAUUGACCACCUUCACCGGCUCAGACGGUAUCCCAACCACUGAGACCAUCUACUAUGUCGAGACCCCAGUUGUUGGAAUCAGUUCCACGACCAUUACCGGCUGGACUGGAUCUGUUACAUCGACUUACUCAACCGACGUGACCACAUUUACCGGAUCUGAUGGAAUUGCAACAACCGAGACCAUUUACUAUGUCGAGACCCCAGUGGUCGGUAUCGAAUCCACCACCACUACCGGCUGGACUGGAUCUGUCACUUCGACAUACUCCACCGAAUUGACCACCUUCACUGGAUCUGAUGGUAUUCCUACAACCGAGACCAUCUACUAUGUCGAGACCCCAGUGGUCGGUAUCGAAUCCACCACCACUACCGGCUGGACUGGAUCUGUUACAUCGACUUACUCUACCGAGUUGACCACCUUCACUGGAUCUGAUGGUAUUGCAACAAUCGAGACCAUUUACUAUGUCGAGACUCCCGUUGUUGGAAUCGAGUCCACCACCACUACCGGGUGGACUGGAUCUGUUACAUCGACUUACUCAACCGACGUGACCACCUUCACUGGCUCAGACGGUAUCCCUACUACCGAGACCAUUUACUAUGUCGAGACCCCAGUGGUCGGUAUCGAAUCCACCACCACUACCGGCUGGGACUGGGAUCUGUUACAUCGACUUACUCAACCGACGUACGACCCUACCUUCACGUGGCCUGAGAGGGUUAUCCCGUCUACCGAAGAACCGACUUAACUAUAGGUCGAGGACUCCCGUGUUGGAAUGAGUCCACCACACNCUCGGUUGGACUGGGACUGUCNCUUUCGACCUAUACUUACUGAAACCUAACCNCUUCACCUUGGAUCUGAUGGUNUUGCAACAACCGNACCAUUACUANGGUCGAGACCCCAGUGGUCGGUAUCGAAUCCACCACCACUACCGGCUGGACUGCAUCUGUCACUUCGACAUACUCCACCGAAUUGACCACCUUCACUGGAUCUGAUGGUAUUGCAACAACCGAGACCAUUUACUAUGUCGAGACCCCAGUGGUCGGUAUCGAAUCCACCACCACUACCGGCUGGACUGCAUCUGUCACUUCGACAUACUCCACCGAAUUGACCACCUUCACUGGCUCAGACGGUAUCCCCACUACCGAGACCAUUUACUAUGUCGAGACUCCCGUUGUUGGAAUCGAGUCGACCACCACUACCGGCUGGACUGGAUCUGUCACUUCGACAUACUCCACCGAAUUGACCACCUUCACCGGCUCAGACGGUAUCCCAACUACCGAGACCAUCUACUACGUAGAGACUCCAGUUGUUGAAAUCAGCUCCACCACGACUCUCGGUUGGACUGGGACUGUCACUUCGACCUAUACUACUGAACUAACCACCUUCACUGGAUCUGACGGAAUUGCAACGACUGAGACCAUUUACUAUGUCGAGACCCCAGUGGUCGGUAUCGAAUCCACCACCACUACCGGGUGGACUGGAUCUGUUACAUCGACUUACUCAACCGACGUGACCACCUUCACUGGCUCAGACGGUAUCCCUACUACCGAGACCAUUUACUAUGUCGAGACCCCAGUGGUCGGAAUCGAGUCCACCACCACUACCGGGUGGACUGGAUCUGUUACAUCGACAUACUCCACCGAAUUGACCACCUUCACUGGCUCAGACGGUAUCCCUACUACCGAGACCAUUUACUACGUUGAGACUCCAACUGCUAUUACCGACUCUACGAAUACAUCUCCAAGCUCACAAUCUCAGAGCUCUACGCCUAAUGGUAUCUCGAGUGCCGAACAUACCUCUACCAGUGUUAGCACUGGUAUUGGCAGCAUUUCAAACUCAAAGACUGAUUUCCAAUUAAGCUUAAGCUCUUCAAUGGCUUCUGAAUCUUUGUCCACCUGUCAUAAUGUUGUGACCAGCACAAUUUCUGGGUCAAUUUCCAUCUUCACCACCAAUUGCCCAACUUCAAUGCCUGAGCUCUCCUUGAGCUCUGUGUCUUCUGAUUCAAGCUCGAAAGUCACACUCUCGCGGUCUUCGGCUCUGGGGAGUAGUCUAUCAACCAGUGCUACCUUUGCAUCGUCUUUGCCAAGUACUCCAUACUACCAGAACACUACCAGCAGAGCUGAUAAUGGGUUUACUUCCGGCCUAGUGUCUUCAAUCUCUGUUACACCUACAUCUAGUACUCCAUUGAGCUCUGAGAGCUCUCUUGUACCUUCUGACAGUUUGGUUACGUCUGGUGUUCCUACACUCUCAGGCACCCCAAGUCUCUCAGAAACUGCAUCAGAGACCUCCAGUACUCCAGAGACCUCCAGUACUCCAGAGACCUCCAGUACUCCAGAGACCUCCAGUACUCCAGUGACCUCUGGCAAUCCAGCGUCCUCUGGUAAUCCAACGACCUCCGAGAUCUUUUCAGUGACCUCUAGCUCUCCCGUUACCUUCAGUACCUCUAGCACCUCUGAUAGUCCAGCGUCCUCGGGUACAGCAGCACCCUCGGGUACAGCAGCGUCCUCCGACAUCUCUUCAGUCACCUCUGGUUCCCCGGCAACCUUCAAUACUUCAAUCAUCUCGGGCACUCCAGCUUCCCCUGGUGAUUCGGUCACCAUUGUUUCUACAGUCACCUCUGGAUAUUCUGUGACCUCCGAGACCACUCCUAUCACAUCUGGAUCGGCCCAUGCCACAAUUGGUUCGUCGGUGUCCUUUGAGACCACAUCAGCCAGGUCCAGUAAUUCAUUCACCUGUAAUUUUCUCGAGACUAGCUCCAACACUGGAGUGGUAUCCGAGACUACGCCAAAAACCGUCCAAAGGUCACUAACUCAGGAAUCUACACCGGUGACGUCAGGCCCAGCGCUAACGGAGCAAGUUGUCACCAUCACAGAAUCUGGUACUAUAACUUCAGACACCACGACUUGCCCUGUUACAGAAGUUACUGCAAGUACAUCUGGCUCUGAAAGUUUCAAAACUGCUCACGCCAGCACUUUAAUUAAUGUCGAGACUAGCUCCAAUACUGGAGUGGUAUUCGAGACUACAUCAACAUCCAUCCCAAGUUCAGUAACCCAGAAAUCUACUCCGGUGACAUCAGGCCCAGCGCUAACCGAUCAAGUUGUUACAAUUACAGAGUCUGGUACUUUAAUCUCAUUCACCACAACUUGCCCUAUAUCAGAAGUCACUGCAAGUUUAUCUGGCUCUGAAAGUUUCGAAACAGCUCUCGUUUCUACCGGCACGGACUUGGUGACUUCCCAUUCUGGCACAAUGCCAACUAGCGAUUCGAAGCCAGCUUCCACCGGCUCAAACAGCUUCAAGUCCAGUGCCCCCUCUGCUGCUAGUUUCGCACCUUGUUUGACCACGUCAGGACUAAUAAGUGAGUCCCACUUGUCUUCUAGCACACUUGCCUACACAAAGUCCACCGUGACUGAGACUGUGUCUGGAACAACCACCAUUUACACGACAACCUGCUCCGUAAGACCUGUUAACCAGACCGUCACUACUGCUUCAGGCAACUCCGAAGCUGUCAUCACUAGCACCGAAGCUAGCAUUAAAACCACAUAUGCCAGUAGUGCUGUUUUGGAAAGUUCUACAGCAAACACCGAAACUGCUCCAGAAUCUCGGUCAAACUCUGCCGGGCCUUCUAAAGUCUACAGUGGCGCUAGCGCCGUGACAGGCGCCCAGGGAUCUUACACAACUCAAUCUCCUUCUUCCACUCUUGAGGUCCAAUAUUCGUCCUCUCUUUCUGCUGUCUCUACCACGGCAGGUGUUUCAUUUUACGAAGGCACGGCCAACCAGCUAAAGGCUGGUCUUCUUUUGGUUUUCCCGCUAGUUCUGUUGUGA
Molecule: messenger RNA, 5509 nt
Organism: Lachancea meyersii CBS 8951
Lineage: Eukaryota; Fungi; Ascomycota; Saccharomycetes; Saccharomycetales; Saccharomycetaceae
Source: the annotation of a GenBank genome assembly